AGAAGAGAAACAUGUUUGUCAACCGCCAAUAAAAUUUCAAGAAGAAGAAGAGAAACAUGUAUUUUGUGCUUAAUGGCAGUUCCGAACAGUAAUUCAGUUCAGUUCCAAACUGUCCUCAUUUCGUAGAAGCCCAUCCGAGUAAAACACUUGACUCUCUGUGUACUAUGUUUAAGAGGAUGGCUGAAUUUGGCCCAGAUUCGGGGGGUCGGGUGAAGGGAGUGACUAUCGUGAAACCUAUCGUGUUCGGAAACGUUGCACGAUAUUUUGGCAAGAAAAGAGAAGACGAUGGUCACACUCAUCAGUGGACAGUUUAUGUGAAGCCCUACAGAAAUGAGGAUAUGUCUGCUUAUGUCAAAAAAAUACAAUUCAAACUGCAUGAAAGUUACGGGAACCCUUUAAGAGUGGUUACAAAGCCUCCGUAUGAGAUUACUGAGACUGGAUGGGGAGAGUUUGAGAUCAUCAUAAAGAUCUUCUUCAUCGAUCCAAAUGAGAGACCGGUCACGCUGUAUCAUCUGCUGAAGCUCUUCCAGUCAGACUCCAGCGCCAUGCCGAAGAAGACCGUCGUGUCCGAGUUCUACGACGAGAUGAUAUUUCAAGACCCUACAGCCAUGAUGCAACAGCUCCUGAACACCACCAGACAGCUGACGUUAGGUGCCUACAAACACGAGACCGAGUUUGCAGAGCUGGAGUUAAGAACACGAGAAAAAGUGGAAGCGGCGAAGAAGAAGACGAGCCUGGAGAUCUCAGAGCUGAAGGAGCGACUGAAAGCCUCCAGAGAAAACAUCAACUUCCUGAAGGGAGAGAUACGCAGACUGGAGGAGGAGGACCAGAUGAAGGAUCACUGAGGACUUCAGCAUCAUCAGACGGCUGUCCUGUAGCGGGACGGUCAACACAAACACGCGGGAUUUAGUGGACUGAUCAAAUCACGUUUCUGGUUGUUGUCCAGAUCAUCAAAAUAUGUGCAAAUACGAACCUUUGUAGUUCUCACUGACUUUUGUAUGAAUACAUUUUUUUUUCUUUUUUACAAAUAUCGUCUGAUUACUGUCCAGUUUUAUUUAAACAUUUUUUUUUUAUUAAAAUAUUUAGUUUCAAGCAGCUUUAC
This is a messenger RNA of Sinocyclocheilus grahami, 1102 nucleotides long. RefSeq names its product YEATS domain containing 4 (gene yeats4). Gene Ontology annotation, biological process: regulation of DNA-templated transcription. NCBI's taxonomy places the organism in Eukaryota, Metazoa, Chordata, Actinopteri, Cypriniformes, Cyprinidae. Bases 165 to 845 code for a protein of 226 amino acids. The record is from RefSeq and is a predicted model, not a curated record. The transcript is spliced from 7 exons.